This is a messenger RNA of Copidosoma floridanum, 1152 nucleotides long. Its product is annotated as protein transport protein Sec24C-like. Gene Ontology annotation, cellular component: endoplasmic reticulum exit site; COPII vesicle coat. Gene Ontology annotation, molecular function: zinc ion binding; SNARE binding. The record is from RefSeq and is a predicted model, not a curated record. NCBI's taxonomy places the organism in Eukaryota, Metazoa, Arthropoda, Insecta, Hymenoptera, Encyrtidae. Gene Ontology annotation, biological process: intracellular protein transport; endoplasmic reticulum to Golgi vesicle-mediated transport; COPII-coated vesicle cargo loading.
ACGCUACCAAAACCACCAGCAAUUAUUUUUAUUAUCGACGUCUCCUACAACACAAUGAAAUCAGGCUUAGUGAAGCUACUCUGUGCUCAAAUGAAAAAAAUCAUUCGCAAUUUACCAGUGGAUGCAGGCCAAACCAAAUCCAAUAUGAAAGUUGGAUUCAUCACGUACAGCAACACAGUGCAAUUUUACAACAUCAAAUCAAGUCUUGCCCAGCCACAAAUGAUGGUCGUUGGCGAUGUGCACGAUGUAUUUAUGCCUCUUCUCGAUGGUUUUCUCUGCGAUCCGGAAGAAAGUGAAGCUAUGAUCGAUAGUCUUAUGACUCAUAUUCCAAUAGCGUAUGCGGAAACUCGAGAAACGGAAAUUAUUCUUGCACCGGCUAUACAAGCUGGCUUGGAAGCCUUAAAAGCAUCUGAGUGCAGUGGCAAGCUAAUGGUAUUCCAUUCGUCGUUGCCAAUUGCUGAUGCUCCAGGAAAACUUAAAAACCGGGAUGACCGAAAGCUUUUAGGAACAGACAAGGAAAAAACCGUCAUUGCUCCGCAAACUAACUUUUACAAUAAUCUUGGUCAAGAUUGCGUAGAAGCUGGCUGUAGCGUUGAUUUAUUUGUCUUCAACAAUUCGUACAUCGAUAUUGCAACCAUUGGCCAAGUUUGUAGGCUAACUGGUGGUGAAGUGUACAAAUAUACAUACUUCCAGGCCAAUUUCGAUGAAGAGAGACUGAUCACAGAUAUUAUAAAUAACAUAAGUAGACCCAUUGCAUUUGACGCAGUUAUGAGAGUUCGAACAUCUACAGGUGUCAGGCCAACCGAUUUUUAUGGACAUUUUUACAUGUCAAAUACAACCGAUCUAGAACUAGCUAGUAUAGAUUGUGAUAAAGCUCUUGCACUGGAAAUCAAACAUGACGACAAAUUGGCGGAAGAUGAAGGUGUGUAUAUUCAAGCUGCAUUGCUGUAUACAUCCUGCAGUGGAAUCCGAAGAUUACGGAUAAUCAACUUGAGUCUAAAGACCUCAUCACAGAUGGCCGAACUUUACAGAUCUUGUGAUUUAGAUGCCAUUAUUAAUUACCUUUCCAAACAAAGUGUAUUCAAAUUGGUUGANAGGUGCUACACGAAAAAAAAUUGCAUCUACUGUAACAGAUGUACAAGAACGCAUUAA